Molecule: messenger RNA, 5670 nt
Organism: Parasteatoda tepidariorum (common house spider)
Lineage: Eukaryota; Metazoa; Arthropoda; Arachnida; Araneae; Theridiidae
Gene: Nup160
Product: nuclear pore complex protein Nup160
Cellular component (GO): nuclear pore
Molecular function (GO): structural constituent of nuclear pore
Source: RefSeq, a predicted model, not a curated record
UUAUUCAUAUUAGUUAAAUGCUUGAUUUUGGUGUGUUUGUUAAACCCGCCAACGGUAUUUAUAAAUUAAUAUUUAAUAAUGAACAUUGAAUAUUAAGCGUUACGUUUAAUCCAUAUGAAAGAAAGACCAAUCAUUCAUCAAAAUGUGCUCGCUUGCGUUCAGAGAAGUUACACCUUAUGCAGAUAUUGAUGAACAAUGGAAUGAUAUUACAAUUAACGCCGGUGCUUCUCAAAGUACCUUGCAAGACAUAAAAUUACCUGAAGUAGCUGGAUGUUUUACCUAUCAAGACAGUCGAGAUUUAACAUCUAUCUGUAGCAACAGGUUUAUUUAUUGGCGCACCAAUCAUGAUGUUAUUGAGCUUGUCGAAGUAUCUCUCGACGUUAAUUUACAAAGCAAUCGAUUGCGUCUAAGAUUUCAAAACACCCCGAUUUUACGAGGAACUAGUAUCCAUGAGCACAAUGAUCAUGUUGUGUUAUUGGUUGCUACAGUCAGUGCUAUUCAUAAACUUGUAUUUCCUCAUCCCAAAUCAUUAGAGAGUGAUAACUUUUUAACGAAUUCGAAAUAUUAUCUAUCACCAUCCAUAUUUUUUGAUACUACGAGUCUUGCAUUGCGAAAUAGAAGUUGUAACUUUGUUUUAAAUAAUGUGUCCAUCGGAAUUCCAUUGCCUCAUACAUCUUGCUCAUGGCUUAAUUCAAAUGGUAGCGCAACUUUCAUUUUGGCUAACAGUGCAGGAUCUGUUUUAAUGGUUGUUAUGUCUAAUAAACAAGAAGUUGAAAUCACCACUACUGAAUUGAUGAAGACAGGAUCUAUCUCUCGAUGGAUUAACGGCCUAGUGCCUACUGUUAUGCGAAACAAUAAAACUGAAGUUGCAUUGAGUAUAGUUUGCCACGAUAAUAAAGAUAUGUCUGAUGUCUUGAUAUUUUCCCUAUUUAGUGAUCUGCAAAUACGAAUUUGGUCUAAUAAAAAACAAGAUUGCAUUUUAGCUGAUUCAAUUUUGAAUUAUGGUAGUGAUAAUAAAGUUUUAGCUGGAAAUUUUACAGCCCAUCAGUGCCAUCUAAGAAAAUCUGCCGCCAACAUAAGAGGAAACUUCUAUUUAGGCGUCUAUGUUCCAAUUCCUCAUCAAAAAAUAUUUUAUGUUUUUCAACCAAUAUUUGAUAACGAUCGUUGUAAGUUGUCCUUAGUCACAAUUUUACAUCAAACCAAUCACGAUUUAGUAGAUUUUUGCAUUGGAGAAAAAUGCAUAUGGACCUUGUGGCUUAGCUGUGAAAAUCAACCUAUAGUAUUAACUGCACUUUUUGACAGUGAAAAUAAAUCAGAGCAUAGAUUGAGCUGGUUACCAGUAAGUCUUGAACCUAGAGUUUCAAGCCAGGUUGAUUGUGGCUCUUUGAAUAUUCAAGAUCAAUAUUUGAAAGAAAUAUUUAAAGUUGGAAGAUUUUUGCCAUCUACCAUCAGCAAAGCUAUUUCUAUAUUUAGCUCUUCUAGAAAUCUUAAUGAAUCAAUGCACACUUUUAGAAAAUCUGAAGAGUUGAAGAAGCAAGUUAUUGAAACUGUUAUGUCUGAAAUAAUGAUGAUUGCUGGUGAAACUGAGAUUGGUGAUGAAAUAUUUGUAAAGAUAUCUAAAGAUAGUUGGUCUCGUUUCUUUUCUUACUGUAUUCAAUAUCACGAAGUAGGCAUGAAACCAUUGGGUAUAUCACUUGACCCUAAAACUGGCUCUGUGGUUAUUGUCAAGAAAAAUUUCUUCUCUUUACUUUGUCCUUGUGACUCACUAGAUAUACUCAUGAUUCCAAGUUUAAGAUCAUCUUCUUAUUUUAUGGACUUGUUAGAAGAAGAUGAUAAAAGAAUAUAUUCAGCAUUAAUGAGUGUCUUAAGUGGUAUAGAUUUAGUGGAAGAAAAUUUUGAUCCUAAACAGCUCCAGCGGUUCAAUGAUCGAAAGAUUGCAUUGGAGUCGACAUUACAGUACGCAUUAGAAAUUUGUGAAUCUUUAGACUUGGAACAUGAUAGUAGACUUUGUCAAGAUUUGCAAUCAUUGGUACCUUCUGGUAUUGAUGCAGUGCUUUGUCUCCAAUUCUUGUUAAAAAAAUUGGACCUUUCAUCAGAGAUAGGUGAGUUAUCAGAUGCUACGCAAUUUUCUACUUUUGCUGGUAGCACUUAUGGAAUUGGUGCUCUUUGUGCUGGCUUAUCUCAUUUUGCCAAACAGCGUUUUGACUUCUGUAGAAAUAUGCUUCUCUUUACCAUUGCGCUUUGGAGAUCAGAUAACUUAGAUUGUGAACAUUUAGAUGGGGAUGCCAUGAAGUAUCAAAUUGUACCUACCAUUGAAAAUCUCUUACGGUCUUAUUAUAUUGUUUGGUGGUCUACUGUAAGUGAGUGUUCACCCGUAUCUGCUUCGAUUCAGGAUGCAGCUUUCAAACAGUUCUGUGUCUUAGAAUUGCCAGAAUUUAUCGAUGCUGACUUGAAAAAUAUUAAAUCGGGACAAACAGUCUGUUAUUUAUUUUUUCAAGAAGAAGGAGGUGUUACAGUUAGAAAACUCAUGGAAUCUAGACUAUCUCCUCUGUAUUUUGAAGAUGGGUGGAAGUACCUGUUUCCUUCCCUUGUGAUUUCUGCAGCUAAUCUUCUUUGGCCCGGUGACAGAAAUGUGGCAUUUCCAGAAUUUUUAUUCACACGAUGUCAAUAUAUCCCGCUGCUAGAGUAUGAUAGUCUUCUGCAAGUUUGGUCACCAUUAAACAAACAGUUUUUAAACUUUCUUGUUGCAACUAGCUGUUUAAUAUUAGGGGACUCCCAAAAAGCUUUGAAAAUAUUCUUUGAAGUUUCAAAGAAAAUAGAGGAUGAUACAUAUUUCUGCAAUAAAUGGAUUAAAAGGAAUUACAGCUCAGCAUCUUCUGUUACGAGCCAAGUUUGCAUGCGAGUAGUUCGAAUGUUAGAGCAGUUUUCUUUAUCCGAGUGUAUAGUAAAUUUUACUGGUACAGCUGUUAAUGAAAUUAGCAAGAAUGAUCCUAACAUUCCUAUAUUUUACUCUAUACUCUUUAAACACAAUUUGAAUCUAAAUCGAACUGAAGAAGCAUUUGUUACCCUCAUUAAUAAUCCAGAUCCUUCGAGGCGUAAAGAUUGCUUACGACAGUUAGUGGUGCGGCUUUGUGAAACGAAACAGUUUCAAAAAAUAAUUGAGUUGUCUUAUGAAGAAGAGAUAGUUUCUAUAUUGGAAUCAAGAGCAAGGUGUUCAGAUCUCUGCCAUAAUACAUCAUUUUAUGGUGUAUUGUAUGCUUUGCAUAUUGACAAUCAUAAGUUCAGAAAAGCAGCAACUGUUAUGUAUGAAUUAGCUAUGAGAUAUAGCAGAGAAGUUGUAAGCUUAAAAGGAUUGAAAAAGCAAGUAUCAUGCUAUUUAGCAGUCAUUAACUGUCUGCAUUUAGCUGAGCCUCAGUAUGCUUGGAUUGUAAAGCCAGCUAUUAAUGUCGACAUUUUUGAUGAAGAUCCCAGAAGUUCUCCUAAAAGAAAUUCUGAGGGAUGUGAAGUAUUACAGUCUACUCGUCCUGUUAAAGUUGAGGUGUUAGGUCUUCCAGAUAUUGUAAGAGAAUAUAACUUAGUUCAAGCUCGUCUCACCUAUGUUCGAAAGUAUGGAGCCUGUUCAAGUUUUGCAAUAACUCCAUUGACUGCUGAAGACACGGUGGCAUUACUUUUAGAUGGUUGUCUUUUUGAACAGGCUAUUCUCUUGUCCAAAUCUUUUUCGCUUUCGCUGGUUCCUGUGUUCGAAGCUUUAACUUAUAGGUGUAUCAGCUCCAUGUUACAAUCAGAUACAUACAAUAAUGACGAAUUUGGAAAAGAUAUUUUUAGUAAAGCUUCUUCAACCAAUGUUGAGGUUUUGUCUCAACGGAUUAAAGUUCAACAGCACAUUUGGGACGAUUUGCAACAGUAUCUUUUAGAAAAUGAAUUGGAUGGUAAAACUGAGCUUCAUAGAUGUGUUACUGAAAAACUUCUUGCUAAUGGCGCAACUGUACCAGCCUGGCUAAAGUUGUCGUAUCAGAAACUCAACUUUACUGAGAUGUUGGCUUUAUAUAUUACAUACGGUUUUCUUGAAGAAUCUGUCAUUCUUUUGACUAAAUAUAUAAAAGCUGUACUUGGUGUAAGAAGAGAGGAUUUUAAUAUGAAAUUUUCUUUACAUGUUACAUCUCCUGCUGUUUGGUUACCUCAUACAUAUAUUGAUAUUUUACUUGAUGUUAUUAGUUCUGGUAAAAGUGAACAUUUUAAAGACAUUUGCGAAGAGUUCAACAACACUUUAGAAGAAUAUAAUAGACACAUAGAGUUGAUUUCUUCAACAAAAUUAUCAAAUUGUAUGACUUAUGCAUGAGAGUGAUUUUGUAACAUAGUUCCCCAUUCAUGUUGAUAAGAAAGUUUUAUUUUUUAUUUGGUUGCAUUUUUUCCUCAGUUAAGGCUUUAUUUUAAUAUUUUUUUUUAGUUUGUCAAAAAUAUUUUGAUAGUGUUUUAUGUCUACAAAAUAUGUAUCUAAUUAAAUGACUUUUAAUUUAACUUGUGUUUUGAAUUAAACAUGUUCUUUAUACUGCCAAUUUCUAUAUGUAUUUAUUUGAUUAAUUUUUUCAAUUUAUAAUUUAACUCAAGUUUAAUGAUAUAAAUUUGUAUAUUUCUUAAUAAAAUUAAACAGCUUUUAGCUAAUUUUAUCUUGUUUUUUACUUAAUUCAUUUAAAUAAUAGUUUAAUAGAAUUUUUUAGACUACUUUUAUGAAUUUUUACAACUUUUUUCAGUUAUAAGAUCUUUAUGUGAUAGCCAAAUUUAAGGAAAUAAGAUUUUUGCUUUUUUAUUAAUAUUUAAAAAGAAAUAAAAGAAUUUAUUUCUUUUUAGAAUUACUUAACUAUAUUUGCUUUGCUAGUUUCAAACAUAAAAAAUCACAUUAUUUGCUUCCACAAAUUUAAGAGAUUUAGUGAAACUAAACUAUGAAAUAUUUCAUUACACAAUUCUUUCAUAUCAUAGCUUAAAUUUUUUAAUGUUUUGAAAUGGUCUCGUAUCGACAUGAAACUUUCAUUUCAACCUGCAUUCUAUUCCCCUUAGAAAAAAUCUCAUGUUUCAUCAUCAUUUAGGGAAAUAUUUUUAUAUUUCCUCUACCUAUGAAAUAAUCAAAGAGAAAAAUCCCUUAACACAAUGAGCUCAGAUUAAAGGAAUGAAGUAGAAAUUUCGAUCUGAGCAUCAUUAUUUCUAUUUUAUACAAAUUUACUUGUUAAUUAAGAAAAAAGGAAAUAUUUAAAUUCUUGAAACUAUGAAGUUUAAAUUUACAGCUUCUAGAACUUUAAGUUCAUUAAAAAUUGUUUAUUAGUUAAAAAUAAAUGUUUUAUAAUAACAGUGUAAUACUCGAGCAAAUCCAUUAACACAAAAUAUGUACUACCCAUGUUCAAUAUUAUUUUCAGCAUACAAAGUUGAAAUUUUUUGCUUUUGGAGUAAUAAAAUAUUAAAACAAAAGUGAUUGUACAUUAGUUCUAUAGUUUGCUUUUACCCUUUUUUGAGUUUUAUUUUAAACAAGUUUUUCAUGUGUUAUAUAUUAUCUGAAGGAGAAAGGAUGUAUCAUAAGAGCAUUGUUACCAUUUAAAAAUUUAAGUUAUUCUGUUCAUUUGUACAUGAUUGUUAAAAUCAGCUGUGGAGAGAAUAAUUAAAAUGUUACACACCUGUCGA